AUCAUUCAAAUAACUUCAGAGUUUGUUUUUAUGCUUGUUUAUUUGGGCUUCAUAUCUCUUAUUGGUUUAUUGAGGGCACAGCUGUAAGAGGAAAGAGUUUCCAGGAGGCGGGAAAGAGAACAGUUGCCAAUAGGCCAGAAAAGUCAAAGCAAGCAGCUGCCUUAUCUACUGUUUCAUAUACACACAGAGAAGCAUUUGAUAUUUAAAAUCUGCAGGUGACGUUUGUCCUGGCAUGGAGUUAAAGUAGAUCACCUGAUAAUAGGAUGCAGAGGACCUUAAAGGGACAGCUUCAGCUGACAGCCCUUUGGAAGAGCCAAAUCACCAUCUCCAAAUCACUCUGCAGUGAGUGCAGGCUUUCUGCUCUUAAAAUAGUAAUGAUGAUGAUAGAGAAAAGCUGCGUACUUUUAAAGCAACUACCUAGAACCAGAGAAAAUAAGAGUGCCCAAACAAGUAAACAGAAGCCUCCUCUCCACUCGGGCUCCCUCUGCGCAUCUAUUGGGAGGAAAAAGUCUGAAUGCCAAGCGGGACUCAUUAGACUGCUAAUGGAAGCUGGAAUGGUUUGGUGUGGCCACGGGGCAGCGCGUCUCCCGCGACCGCUGCGAAUUGCUCGGAUGCCCCUUACAAGAGGAGACACUGAAGGUGUCCUUCUGGCCGCUCCCUUGUUUCCAGGCCUCGACACAGCCUCCUUCGGACGCGGCUUCGGGCCCCUUAAAAGGACCCAUCCUCCGCCUCCCUUUGCUACGAACAGGGGGUUUCGUCCGCAGCCGCUACGGCCGGUCUGUUGAUUCCGAGGCCGCAAUAAGCAUCCGUCGUGCGCGCCCUUCUGGAUCUCGCCUGCCGCCAAGCAGGACAGGAACGAGGCGAUGGCCGCCCGACCGGCGUCUUCCCCCGCUUCCCCGGAGGGAGCCGCUGCCACCGGGGCGAGGCUUGCAGGCGGCGCCAGAGGUGGCUCUCCGAGCGCUGGGCGCCGCGCCUUCCCCCACGCUUCGCCACCCGCGAUGGCCGCGACCAGGUUUUCUACGCCGGGAGACAGCGGCCUGGCCUUGGGGGCGCUCGACUCCCCUUGGCUUCUGCGCAGCCCGAGCCGUCGGAGCCGCCUGCAGGAGAAGGAGGAGCUGCGCCAGCUCAACGACCGCCUGGCCUCGUACAUCCAGCGCGUCCGGGUUCUGGAGGCCUCCAAGGCAGCGCUGCACCGCCGCCUGGCCCAGUACGAGGACAGCGAUGGCCGCGACGCGCGCAUCCUGCGGCGCAGCUACGAGGGCCAGCUCGCCGAGCUGCGCGGGGAGCUGGAGCAGCAAGCGCUGCAGCGGGCCGCCCUCCAGGUGGCGCUCGAGGCGCUGCGCGAGGAGCACCAGCAGCUGCUGGCCAGGGAUGCGAAAAAAGAAACUGAUUUAAGCUUGGCCGUGGCUCGUGCAAAGGAUCUUGAUGCACAGCUCAUCUCCAAACAGGCUGAACUGAUGACAUCACUGAGCAGACAACGCAGCUUGGAGAAUGAACUUCAAGAAUCAACGGAUCGAAACAACUCUUUCAAGGGUAUGGCAGAUGAUUCCAAAAACCAGCUUCACAACGAGAGGUUGAGGAGGGCAGAUCUGGAAACUGGAAUGAAAACUCUGCAAGAUCAAGUGACAUUUCUGAAGAACCUUCAUGAAAAUGAGCUUAAGAGGAAGAAGCAAUUCUAUGAGAGUAGGAUUCAAGAAAUAGAGUCUGGCCGUCAGCAGGAAUUUGAGAUGAAAUUGUUGAGCGCUCUCCAAGAGUUCAGAAAGGAGCAUGAACAACGGAUUCAGGAGUAUAAAGAUCAGAUGGAACGAAACUUCCAGGCCAGAAUCGAAAAUGUUCAUCUUUCUGCUGUGAAAAACGGUGAUCUUGCAAAUUCUGCCCUGGAGGAGCUGAAAGAAACCAAAAUGAGGGUUGAUUCUCUGAUGUCACAGAAUGGGGCAUUGGAAGCCAGGAUAAGAGAACUGGAGGCCAGAAUCAGGGAUCUGCAAGAGACGAUUGCCCAUGAACGCGGCUUGUCAAAGAGACGUGUAGCUGAAAAGCAGAGGGAAAUGGCAAAGAUGCAGCAGCAGAUGCAGGCGCAGCUGGACGAGUACGAACAUCUGCUGGAUGUGAAGUUGGCUCUGGAUCUUGAGAUCAGUGCCUAUCGGGCGAUGCUGGAAGGAGAAGAAGAGCGUUUAAAACUGUCCAGACCCUCCCCGGAAAGUGGUGGAAUACGGGAAACAGUUACUGAGGGCCACCGUCUCUUCUUGCAAGGAAAGAAAAGGAAGCGGUCAUUAGCAAGCAGACAAGCCCACAACACAUGUUUCAAAGUGGUCCAGCGUGCAUCAUCUUCAGGAAGUAUCUCAAUUGAAGAUAUUGACCCAGAUGGGAAAUUCAUUAAAAUUAAGAACAAUUCUCAUGAGGAUCAGUCGCUGAGUGGUUGGACAGUAAGAAGACAACACAAAAAUGAAGCUGACAUAAUGUACCAAUUUCCUGCUCGAUUUAUUCUUCAGGGUGGACAAGUAGUUACAGUUUGGAGUGCAAAAGAAGGUUCAAGCACAGGUUCUGGUGUUGUCUGGAAAUCGCAGAAGUCACCAAGAGUAGGGGAGAGCAUUGGUUUUGCACUCCUCGGCGUUGAUGGUGAAGAAAUUGCAGAAGCCAAAAUCACCUAUGUGGACAGAGGAGAAGGAGAGGGAGAAAUAGAAGACACUGCUGAGGGAGGAGAAAUGAAGCCUCAUAGUCAGAAGAAUGAAAGCCACAGCUGUCCCAUAAUGUAGCUAAGAGGGUGGUGACAGUCUGCAGAAACUUCUUCAAGCAAAUUGUUGGUGCUGUGACCAAGCAAGAAGUCUUUUGGAAGAUGUAAGCUUUUGGCAGGAAA
Varanus komodoensis (Komodo dragon) is the source of this 2854-nucleotide messenger RNA. Its product is annotated as lamin-L(III)-like. The coding region runs from base 864 to 2753 and encodes 629 amino acids. Lineage: Eukaryota; Metazoa; Chordata; Lepidosauria; Squamata; Varanidae. The transcript has 11 exons. The record is from RefSeq and is a predicted model, not a curated record.